AUGGCCAGUGAGAAGCCAGGGUUGAAGGCGCAGUCGAGAGAUCGCGGUCUCGACCUUGACCUAGCGCUUGCGCUAUUCCGCAUGCAGCCGACGCCUGUGGAACAACUGGCGCGACGGCGAGAAGGGUUGGACAGCGACGGCAGAGGAGGAUGCGGGUACGGGUUGCUCCUGGCGCCUCGUGGUUCCAGCUAAUGAAUGGAGUCGGCGCCUAUAUCGAAAUCUGCUAGGGCAAGCGGCCAAAUUUGGAGGCCGGAAGGGCAUGGCGUCCGUGGUUUUCAGGUGCCGCGCAGUUCUAAUAUCAGAUAUGUUGGUGAUGAGAAACGCUAUAUAUUAAAGUCAUCUCAGCUGCACUCUGUGACGUUCAGAAGCUUGUCAAAUAACCAUAUUCCCGAAUCGGAGCAAUCUCCUCUUUUCCAUCAUAUCACUUUCGUGCCCUACCUUGUCUGUGCCAUCUUCUAUUCUCAACUCUUCUGGCCAAGAGGACUCGUUUCUAUUCUCAUUUUUUUUUGCUGCAAGCGCCAACAACCUAGUAUUCCGGGCCGCACCCGCUCGUUACCCGCCAAGAAAAAGCUGGAACAAAAAGAGAACGAUAGAAGAGCAACACUCAAUCUCUUCAAAUUUUGAGGUUGGUACGUAUAGCUGCUCAGAUUGGCCAGCACGAGAGCGCGGUGAAUUGACCACUCGCACUGAAUUCUAGGCUCGAUACAAGCUACCGUCAAGCCAACUCUUUGCACAAAAAC
Messenger RNA from Pyricularia oryzae 70-15, 740 nucleotides. RefSeq lists its product as uncharacterized. The transcript is spliced from 2 exons. The coding region runs from base 1 to 192 and encodes 63 amino acids. The record is from RefSeq and is a predicted model, not a curated record. NCBI's taxonomy places the organism in Eukaryota, Fungi, Ascomycota, Sordariomycetes, Magnaporthales, Pyriculariaceae.